Coregonus clupeaformis (lake whitefish) is the source of this 1644-nucleotide messenger RNA. Its product is annotated as ras-related protein Rab-4A. The record is from RefSeq and is a predicted model, not a curated record. Gene Ontology annotation, biological process: regulation of endocytosis; Rab protein signal transduction. NCBI's taxonomy places the organism in Eukaryota, Metazoa, Chordata, Actinopteri, Salmoniformes, Salmonidae. Bases 141 to 782 code for a protein of 213 amino acids. Gene Ontology annotation, cellular component: endosome. The transcript is spliced from 8 exons. Gene Ontology annotation, molecular function: GTPase activity; GTP binding.
GAGAGUGAAAAACCAGUAGGAUUCACGGAUAUCAUUAGGGAUUUUCCUUCUAUUAAUUUUUUUAUUUCGAAGCUGCUUUGCCUCAAGAAAAACAAGAGGACAUAACUACUUUAGCUAGCUAACAAAACACAACCCUGGCCAUGUCUGAGACAUACGAUUUCCUGUUCAAAUUCCUAGUGAUUGGGAAUGCAGGAACUGGAAAAUCAUGUCUUCUUCACCAGUUUAUUGAGAAGAGGUUCAAAGACGAUUCUAAUCACACCAUCGGAGUGGAGUUUGGCUCAAAGAUAAUCAACGUAGUGAACAAAUAUGUCAAACUCCAAAUCUGGGACACUGCAGGACAAGAGAGAUUCAGAUCUGUGACGCGGAGUUACUACAGAGGAGCUGCAGGAGCGCUGCUUGUGUAUGACAUCACCAGCCGGGAAACCUACAACGCCCUGACCAACUGGCUGACAGAUGCCAGGAUGCUGGCCAGCCAAAAUAUUGUCAUCAUCCUGUGUGGUAACAAGAAGGACUUGGACGCAGACAGGGAGGUCACCUUCCUGGAGGCGUCUCGCUUUGCUCAGGAAAAUGAGCUGAUGUUUCUGGAGACCAGUGCUCUGACAGGGGAGAAUGUGGAGGAGGCCUUUGUGCAGUGUGCCAGGAAAAUUCUCAACAAGAUAGAGUCGGGAGAGUUGGACCCGGAGCGGAUGGGAUCAGGGAUCCAGUACGGAGACGCGGCGCUGCGACAGCUGCGCUCCCCUCGCAGGGGACAGGCCGAGAGCGCCCAGGAAUGUGGCUGUUAGUGAACACGCUCAGUGUGCCCAGAUCCAAGGUUAGUGAAGACUCAGAUGACAGAUGUAAGGACAUGAUAUAGGGCUCAUCAUGGCGGAGCGACUCUUCCCUGACCUUCUUUUAACUUCCCAACUUCCGGAUGUUCCGUCAGUGACCCACAGAGAGUCCCGGAUUUCUGGACCCAAUCUGGAAUGCUGAGCUUGUUCCUGCACCCCUCAGACACAGGCAGAGAUGCCCCUGUUCCAAUCUCCUUUAAGAGUGGACCAAGCCUUUCAAUCAUCUUGGCUGUAUUCACAAUGCGUCUCUAAGUAGGAGUGCUGAUAUUAUUUAUUUUUCCUUUUAGAUCAUAAUGAAUAAGAAAACAUGGACAGGGGGACCUGAUCCUAGAUCAGCACACUUAAUCUGAGACGCUACAUGAUUACGGGCCCUGGCAUUUUACUUACACCCCUGUACUGCUGCCCUAUCCCUACACACAGCAUCUUGCAUUAUGUACAGUAUUAUCUGUAUAAAGAAUAGAUCAUUUAAGUCCCUCAAAGCAUGUUUUAUGGACUGAAUAUCACAGUAUUUCAUUAUUAGCUGCAGAAUAAUCUAUCAAUUAUGACAUCACAUUUUCCUUUGUCAUGUUACGGUGAGAAUUAUCAAUCAGCACUGUCUCACGCUUGCCGGUUUCAUUGACCCGUUGUUUGUCAUGUUACGGUCAGAAUUAUCAAUCAGCACUGUCUCGCCUGCUGGUUUCAUUGACCCGUAGUUUGUCAUGUUCUUUGUGUUGAUAUUAUUAGUUGUUUUUUUCCCUAAUUGUUAUGAGUCAGGCUUUUUUAAUUUAUUCUCAAUAAUAUAGCUACUCUUUUUAAAAUAAAGUAUUUAAAAAUGGUU